Messenger RNA from Ctenopharyngodon idella (grass carp), 6000 nucleotides. RefSeq names its product tolloid-like 1 (gene tll1). The transcript has 22 exons. The record is from RefSeq and is a predicted model, not a curated record. The coding region runs from base 473 to 3541 and encodes 1022 amino acids. Lineage: Eukaryota; Metazoa; Chordata; Actinopteri; Cypriniformes; Xenocyprididae. Gene Ontology annotation, biological process: proteolysis. Gene Ontology annotation, molecular function: zinc ion binding; calcium ion binding; metalloendopeptidase activity.
GACGCGUUAAUCUCCAGGGAAAUGGGCACGUUUGGAAUAAGCGGUACCAGUCAGCAAGCUCACUCUAAUAUUCCAAUGGCUGUGGGAGAAGUGUUUCCAGAGAGAGAGAGGGAGGGAGAGAGAGAAAGAGAGAGAGGGGGAAUAUGAGGGCAGUACUCAGGAUGAGCCUGCGCUUUGAGGCUGUAAAACACUAGACCCUGAGGGCAUUCUCUGAGCUCUCCCUCUUCAGGAAACUUGACUGCAAGAGAAAAGAAAAGUGAGCUGGUGUCUGCCGUAGUUGUAGAGUAUCAUAUCGAUGCAUUGGGCGUCCAGCUGAGAUGCCGCGACGCUGACGGUCCUGCCCCGUCUGUCGAACCGGACCAAUGAUGAUAAUGAACACAAUGAUGUCCACACGGCGCGUGUAGCGCUAAAUUCACCACUACCGGACUCUUACGAGACACUCCGCUUUGAUCUGCGCUCAUUCAAACUUCAGAUGGACUACCUUCACUCUGCACUGACCAGUAAAAUGAAUUGGAUCACACUACUGCUGGCCGGCUUGACUUUUUGGGGCAAAGUGUCCGUGCACAGCUGUUUAGAUUAUGAUGACAGUUAUGAUUAUUAUGAAGAGGAGAAAACGGAGACGAUAGACUACAAGGAUCCCUGCAAAGCCGCUGUAUUUUGGGGAGAUAUUGCCUUGGAUGAAGAGGACUUGAAAAUGUUUCAGAUCGAUGGGACGAUAGAGCUUUCGCAGCAGUCACAUGGGAGACAGGGACACACAUCUGGUGGUCUAGGAGAGCAUAAUCCCAGUAAGAAGAGAGGUUCAUUAUAUCUGUUGCUGGACAGAAUACGACGGUUAGGUUUUGAGUCAUGGCCAGUGAACAGCAGUAAAGAUGUUUCAAGCUCCAAGGCUGGAGGAAGGAGUCUAAACGGCGGCAGAGGUGUGAAGUCUCGAAUGCCACGUGCUGCCACAUCCCGAGCUGAGAAGAUCUGGCCCGGAGGAGUCAUCCCUUACGUCAUAGGAGGCAACUUUACUGGAAGUCAGAGGGCCAUGUUAAAACAAGCAAUGAGACACUGGGAAAAACAGACGUGUGUGACCUUCAUUGAGAAAACUGACGAGGAGAGCUACAUCGUUUUCACCUACAGACCCUGCGGGUGUUGCUCUUAUGUCGGUCGUCGUGGCAAUGGACCCCAGGCAAUAUCCAUUGGGAAGAACUGCGACAAGUUUGGCAUUGUCGUUCAUGAACUUGGUCACGUAAUUGGCUUUUGGCACGAGCAUACGCGACCUGACCGUGACGAUCAUGUGACCAUAAUCCGAGACAACAUCCAACCAGGUCAGGAGUAUAACUUCAUCAAGAUGGAACCAGGUGAUGUCAACUCUCUUGGUGAGCCGUAUGAUUUUGACAGCAUCAUGCAUUAUGCCAGAAACACUUUCUCCAGGGGAAUGUUUUUGGACACAAUUCUUCCCUCUCGUGAUGAGAAUGGCGUCAGGCCUGCUAUCGGGCAAAGAACUAGACUCAGCAAAGGAGAUAUAUCGCAAGCUAAGAAGUUGUACAGAUGCCCAGCAUGUGGUGAAACACUACAGGACUCAGUGGGAAAUUUCUCAUCUCCGGGAUAUCCUAAUGGGUACCCGUCAUAUACACACUGUGUAUGGAGGAUCUCUGUCACACCUGGGGAAAAGAUAGUAUUAAACUUUACCACUAUGGACCUUUACAAGAGCAGCCUGUGCUGGUACGACUACAUAGAGGUUCGUGAUGGAUACUGGAGGAAAGCACCAUUGUUGGGUCGGUUCUGUGGUGAUAAAAUUCCAGAAGUUUUGGUCUCCACAGACAGUCGGAUGUGGAUUGAGUUCCGCAGUAGCAGCAACUGGGUUGGAAAGGGAUUCGCAGCAGUCUAUGAAGCAAUAUGCGGAGGGGAGAUUAAUAAGGACUCCGGACAGAUUCAGUCUCCAAACUAUCCAGAUGACUACCGUCCAUCUAAGGAAUGUGUAUGGAGGAUCACAGUGUCUGAGGGCUACAGCGUGGGCUUGAGCUUUCAGGUCUUUGAGAUCGAGCGGCAUGACAGCUGUGCAUAUGACUAUCUAGAGGUUAGAGACGGUUUGUCUGAGAACAGCCCUCUGAUUGGUCGAUUCUGCGGCUACGAUAAACCUGAAGAUAUCCGUUCAACCUCCAACACCCUCUGGAUGAAAUUUGUCUCUGAUGGGACUGUAAAUAAAGCAGGCUUUGCUGCAAACUUCUUCAAAGAGGAAGACGAGUGUCUGAAGCCAGAUAAUGGGGGCUGUGAACAGAGAUGUGUUAACACAUUAGGAAGCUUCAAAUGUGCCUGUGAUCCUGGAUACGAACUGGCCCCUGACAAGAAGAGCUGUGAAGCUGCAUGUGGUGGCUUGCUGACUAAGUUGAAUGGCACAAUCACCACCCCAGGUUGGCCUAAGGAAUAUCCUCCCAAUAAGAACUGUGUGUGGCAAGUGGUUGCUCCCACUCAGUACCGCAUAUCCAUGCAGUUUGAAGCCUUUGAACUAGAGGGAAAUGAGGUGUGUAAGUAUGACUAUGUUGAGGUGCGGAGCGGCUUGUCAUCAGACUCAAAGCUUCAUGGGAAAUAUUGCGGUACAGAGGUUCCAGAGGUCAUCACCUCCCAGUACAACAACAUGCGAAUCGAGUUCAAAUCAGACAACACAGUCUCCAAGAAAGGCUUCAAAGCUCAUUUCUUCUCCGAUAAAGAUGAAUGUUCAAAGGAUAACGGUGGAUGCCAGCAUGAGUGUAUCAACACUAUCGGCAGCUAUGUGUGCCAGUGCCGCAACGGCUUUAUUCUGCAUGAGAACAAACACGACUGCAAGGAAGCUGAGUGUGAGCACAAGAUCCACAGCACGAGUGGAACCAUCAGCAGUCCCAACUGGCCUGACAAGUACCCCAGCAGAAAGGAGUGCACAUGGGACAUCACCGCCACACCCGGCCACCGGGUCAAAAUUUCUUUUAAUGAGUUUGAGAUUGAGCAGCACCAGGAAUGCGCAUAUGAUCACCUGGAGGCCUUUGACGGUGACUCGGACAAGACGCCCAUCCUGAGCCGUCUGUGCGGCAGUAAAAUUCCAGAACCGCUCAUCUCCACAGGCAACAAGAUGUACCUGCGAUUCAUCUCCGACGCCUCAGUGCAGCGGAAAGGCUUUCAGGCCACUCACUCCACUGAGUGUGGUGGUAGGCUGAAAGCAGAGGCACGUCAGAAGAACCUGUAUUCUCAUGCUCAAUUUGGGGAUAAUAACUACCCCGGCCACACCGACUGCGAGUGGCUCAUAACAGCAGAGUCGGGUUAUGGCAUCGAGCUCACUUUCACCACCUUUGAGGUAGAGGAGGAGGCAGAUUGCGGGUAUGACUACAUCGAACUUUACGAUGGCUAUGACACCGGAGCGCACAAACUCGGACGCUUUUGUGGAUCUGGGCCCCGUGAGGAGAUUUACUCUGCUGGCGAUGCCGUGUUGAUCCAUUUCCACUCUGAUGACACAAUCAGUAAGAAAGGCUUCCACAUCCACUACACUAGUACAAAGUUCCAGGAGGCGCUACACACACGCAAGUAACGUCUCCCCUAGAGGCGAGAAAGACUCUAGAGAGCACAGGGAUGCUACAACAAGGAGAAACAGACUCCAGAAAACUAUUGAGAUUGAUUUUUGUCAAUCAAAGACCCUGCCGUGAUGUGUUUCCUGCAUUGGAUUUGCCUCUUUAUGUUCAGCCAAUGUGGAAGUACUGUCAUAUUGACCCUAAACACCGAUCAGCUGCUCUUAUGUGUGGGAUAGCUCCGCCCACUGGAGUGCUGUCCUGCGCUCUCUGAGUGGACCAGUGCAGUAAAUCAACCCCUGGACAAACACACACACUCACACACAAAAACUUUUUGUUGGCUCUCUGUUUUUCAGAUAGGACGGUGAUAGUCAUGUAAAAUAACCGAAAUGAAGAGACAAUGACAAUUAAGUAACUUCUAUUGAACUUGUGUGUGUGUGUGUGCAUGUCGCUCUGGACAGCAUGGACAGUUUGGCUGCUGAUGCCACACCACACUGUACCUCAGCUAAAAUGUGUGUGUGUGUGUGUGUGUGUGUGUGUGUGUGUGUGUGUGUGUGUGUGUGUGUGUGUGUGUGCGUGUGUGUGUGUGUGUGUGUGUGUUUGUGUGUAUGUAUGUGUAUGUAUGUGAUUGUGUGUGUUUGAGAGAGAGUGAGGCCUUCAAAUACCAGCCUGAACUCAUUCAAAUGUUUGUAAAAUUAUGUGGUUGUAAUUUUACAAUUAUUCUGUUAUUCUGUCUUUAUAGCAAAACCCAUUUUUCUCCAUCAAAAGUGAAUAUGUAGCCCUAUUUAACAAUAAGCUUACUUACAUAUAUGUAGCCCAUUGCUUAUGUCUGCUGUGACGGACAUAGCAAUUCAACGCAAGUGGUUAUGACUACAAAGCUGUUUUAAGACAGUGGGACUCAUUCACUAAGCUUGAGUUUGUGGGUGAAAUCUUGAACAAACAUUUUAAGAAACAACACCAAUAACUCUGGGUGGCCUUAUAAUCAUGUUAAGAUGUUAAGGAUAAGAACAAAUUCAUGUGUGUACACGUGUUGUGAGUUAGGCAUUAAUUUUGUUUUUUUGAGAAGUUCUCUUGUGCGUACAAAUUCAAAAUAAUCCACACAAGUUGUUAGUGAAUGAGACCCAGUUGUGCUUCAUUCGUGAGCAGGCCCAUAAGGAAUCUGCGUGCAAUUGUCAUUUACAAAGAUCCCCCAUGCCUUGUGUGUUCAUUUAUUAAAUACUUUGUAUAAUUAAAUUAUGUUUUUAACAUUAUAUUCACCAUUUCUGUUCUGAAGAAUUCCAUAGAUUUUUUUUUUUCUGCAGAUUUCAUUUGGGCCUUCUCAUGAGUUGCAGAAACCAUGUGAAGUUGUUUGAGUUUGAAUUGUUUUUGUGUGUGUGAGAGAGAAAAAUGAAUAUUCUAUAAUUUGCCUGUUGAAGAAACCAGUGGUUUUCUCACUCUUCCAGUAACGCCUCCUGAAGAAGUGAACCGUGAACAUGAUGUGAACAUAAAUUGAUGUCAUAAAGCCUUGCAUAAUAUGUCUGUUACAGCUGUGACAACUGACUACAACCACCUUAACCCUGUGCGCUUUAUAUGCACUUAACGCAAAAGACUGUAUGGAACUGUGUGCUCUCCAGUCGUGGAAAUGAACCCAUGAGCAGUACCAAUGAAGCUGAAAAACUCACGUAAUCUCAAUGAAAAUUUUACAGACUCAUAGCAAGGGAACGUUCUCAGUUGCUAUAUUCCCAAAUGACGAGUUUUCCCUGCUUGGAAAAAAGCAAAGUCGCUGUUGAAGGGAAUUCCUACGGUGCUAUUCAGUGUCUCAAAAAAACGACAGGUCCCAUGAGGCAAUGCUCCAGCCAUUCAGUGAAUGCGUUGGUGCAAUGGAGAUGCAACGUUAAAAUAAUGUUGCUUAUCAACACAGAACAUUGACUCACAGCAUUGACAGCACUAGUGUUGUGGAGGAACAAUUAUUGCCUUAGAACCAAAAUGUACAUUCUUGCACAUGAUUAUGUUUCUGUAGAUAAUUGUUUUUUUUCCCCCAAAUUAUUAUUAUAUUUUAUUUGAUAUUAAGUUUAAAGAACUUGAACCUUUAUGUUAAAAAAAGAAAUUGAAAUGGACUGACCUGAAGCCGUCCCAUUCUGUCCAGUUACACAAACACACGCACACAUAUCUGCAUAUAUUCUUAUAUAUGAUCAUGUGCAAACACACACACACACACACACACGCACACAAAAUAAUGUUAUGUUAAUAUUAAUGCUUUAAAGUCGGCAGUACGACUGUGUGAACUGUGACGUGUGUGCAUCUGUUGGUCACAGGUCAUGUGACUGUUCUGACUCGUGUGAGUAUUUCUGUAUGUGCCAAGCUCCUGUUGAUUCCACUCUUGAUGAACUAUGACAUAUGACAAUGUGAAAAAUGAUUUAUUCACCUGUUUCAUCAUCAGCCUAAUGAUGAAGGAGGACACUUCACUCUCAACAGUGAUUAAACUCAUGUCAGGUCAAUUAAA